Molecule: messenger RNA, 603 nt
Organism: Dipodomys ordii (Ord's kangaroo rat)
Lineage: Eukaryota; Metazoa; Chordata; Mammalia; Rodentia; Heteromyidae
Gene: Insl6
Product: insulin-like 6
Exons: 2
Coding region: 1-603 (200 amino acids)
Cellular component (GO): extracellular region
Molecular function (GO): hormone activity
Source: RefSeq, a predicted model, not a curated record
AUGUCGCAGCUCCUCAGCUGGUAUCUGCUGUGGCUUGUGCUUCUGCUGGUUCGGUUCUCGCGGGAGCUGAGCGCAGACCUCGGCAGGGCCAGGAAGCUGUGCGGCAGACACCUGCUGCAAGAAAUAGUCAAGCUCUGUGGCGACACUGAUUGGAGCCAUUUCGAGUUUCCUGAGACUCCGCCCUCGAAAGGGCGGAUUCCCCAGGCUUCCCGCAAAGGGCAAGCCUCCAAGGCCGGCGCCUUCAAGAAACACCAUAGCCUUUGGCAGGGUUGGAGAGGAGUCACACACCCAGCCUCUACUUCUGCCACAGGACAAUCAAUAUUCAGCUGGGAGAUUCAGUCGCUGCCUGAGUAUCAAUAUAAAAAGAUCAACUUGAUCCCUGAUAUGAUAAGAGAAGCUUCUUCAUUACAUGAUAUCAAUCCACAUGUCCAUGAGGAUGUAAAAUCUCAGAAAAAAACUCUAAACAAAAUUAAAACAAUAAACCAUGUAUUUUGGGGGAAUCACCCCCAAAGAAAACGCAGAGGAUUCUCAGAUAAAUGUUGUCUUAAAGGAUGUACAAAAGAAGAGCUUGCCAUUGCCUGCCUUCCAUAUAUUGAUUCCUAA